GAUCACGGAAAUAGCCGAAGAUGUCGGCUCGGUCAUGUGAUCAGCUGUGUCCAAUAACAGCUGAUCACAUGGGACUGAUGAUCAGUGUGCCCUGAUGAUCAGUGUAGCCCCAGCAGUGCCACCUGUCAAAGUCCAUCAGUGCCUUACGUUAGUGCUCAUCAGUGCCUCGUGCCAGUGCCCAUCAGUGCCACAUAUCAGUGGCUACCAGUGCACAUCAAUGCCACAUAUCAGUGCCCAUCUGAGCUGCCUUUCAGUGUCACCCAUCAGUGCCAGUCAGUGCCACCUAUCAAUGCCAAUCAGUGCCACCUAUCAGCGCUGCCAAUCA
This is a messenger RNA of Staurois parvus, 325 nucleotides long. The record is from the annotation of a GenBank genome assembly. Lineage: Eukaryota; Metazoa; Chordata; Amphibia; Anura; Ranidae.